CAAUUGUAAUAAUUGCUCUGUUCAGUAUUAGUGUUCCGUUGCUUUCGUGCGGACAAUGGACACAAUGUUCCCCGCUUACCAUGAUCUCGGGCUUACCGUUCCGUGACGUGUAGAUCGAUUUCUAAGCAGGCAGGAGCACCUAAGACAGAGCUCCCAUGUAACCCCUCAUUGAUGCAUGCACGCUGACAGAUGUCACUACUACGGCCACUUAUAUUCCAGGUCCCUGGGCUCAUCACUCGAAGCUCGCUACAAGCUCCCAGACACCAAUUGCGAACCCUAUUCCACACCUCGACCAAACGCACGCAACAAGCACUCACCAAGAUGGCUGACGAACGACCCACAGGCCUGAAGGCGAGCAAAGGCAUCGAACUGCUCACAUGGGGAACGCCGAACGGCUGGAAAGCCUCAAUUCUGUUGGAAGAGCUUAAGGAUGCAUACGGCAAGGACUACACCUGGCAGGGCGUCAACAUUGGCCAGAACAUCCAGAAAGAGGAGUGGUUCACCAAGCUGGGGCCAAACGGACGAAUUCCUGUCAUCGUCGACCACGACAAAGGCAGCUUUCCCGUACAAGAAGGGCUUGCUAUCUUGUCCUACCUAACACGUCACUACGACCCCGAGCACAAGUUUAGCUUCGCUGACGACCUUGACGUUUCCCGCGCUGAACAAUGGAUGGCAUGGCAGCAUGGCGGUCUUGGCCCUAUGCAGGGACAGGCCAACCACUUUAAUCGCAUGGCAAAGGAGCGUAUUGCAUACGGCAUGCAGAGGUACACAGGCGAGACUGAGCGUCUUGCUGGGAUUCUCGACACGCAACUCAAGAGUAACGAAUACCUCGUCGGCAACAAGUACAGCAUUGCUGAUAUUGCCAACUUCGGUUGGGUUCACAUCCUCCGGUUCUCUGGUAUCGAGUUUGACGAGUUCCCUCAUUUGAAGGCUUGGUGGGAGCGUGUUCUGGCUCGCCCGGCUGUCCAGCGCGGUCUGGAUAUCCCGUCGAAGUCUGGCUACGGCAACGAUUCCUAUCUGCAAAAGCUGAAGGACGACAAAGAGUUUGCUGAGAAGGAGCACCAGCUCAAAGAGCAAAUCAAGGCGGCAAAAGAACAGUACGGAUACAAGUUCUCUUCUCCAUGAGCCACCAGUCGUAGCGAACUGCGCAAUGCGGCGCUGAUCUAAUCUAUAAUUGCCAGGAGAAGAAUCAAAUCAUACUAUCCAAAUAACAGGCCCCUUCAUCCACCCAUGCCAUCAAUCGUAAGAUUGAACAUAAUCAAACUGCCUCAAAGUGUCCGGUG
Messenger RNA from Boeremia exigua, 1283 nucleotides. RefSeq names its product glutathione S-transferase II. Lineage: Eukaryota; Fungi; Ascomycota; Dothideomycetes; Pleosporales; Didymellaceae. The transcript has 3 exons. The record is from RefSeq and is a predicted model, not a curated record. Bases 190 to 1125 code for a protein of 311 amino acids.